Molecule: messenger RNA, 2568 nt
Organism: Grus americana (Whooping crane)
Lineage: Eukaryota; Metazoa; Chordata; Aves; Gruiformes; Gruidae
Gene: MPZL2
Product: myelin protein zero like 2
Exons: 6
Coding region: 81-719 (212 amino acids)
Biological process (GO): cell-cell adhesion
Cellular component (GO): membrane
Source: RefSeq, a predicted model, not a curated record
UUCAUCCGGUUAUCGAGACCCUGAAACGAAUUUCUCUUUCCGGGACUGCUCAAGCUGUGGAGUACGGACUUGUCUUCCCAAUGCAUGGCCCCAGCUGGCUGGGAGCUGUGCUCUUUCUUGGGGUACAGCUCCGAGCACUGCGGCCUGCGGCAGCCGUGCAAGUUCACACUUCCAAGGAGGUGGAUGCUGUGAACGGCACUAACCUGCGGUUAAAAUGCACCUUUUCCAGCAGCAGCCCUAUUAGCCAGCACCUCUCAGUGACCUGGAACUUCCAGCCCGAGGACCUGAGCUCUCAUGAGCCAGUAUUUUAUUACCUGAAGGAGCCCUACAAGCUGUCUGCUGGACGGUUCAAAGAGCGAGUCACCUGGGAUGGGAAUAUUGAGCGCAAUGAUGUUUCCAUCAUUAUCUGGAAUUUGCAGCCCACUGACAACGGGACAUUCACCUGCCAGGUGAAGAACCCACCAGAUGUUGAUGGCACAAUUGGUGAAGUGCGACUCAGAGUUGUGGAGAAAGUGCAUUUCUCAGAAAUCCACUUCCUGGCAGUGGCUAUUGGGUCUGCUUGUGUUCUGAUGAUCAUUGUGGUGACAGUUGUGAUUAUCUGUCGACAUCAUCGGAAGAAAGCGCAAGAGAAGAGGAUCGAGGUGGCAGACACUGAACUUAGAGAAAAGGAGAAUCUGAAGAUUGGAGAAGAAAAGGAAGCCAGUCCAUUAGAAGACUAGAGGUCUUUGAUGGUAUAUACAAUACAGGUACUUCUAAAGCAGAUGGUGAAAGCUUGUAAUUUUGGAUGUUAGAACAAAGCUGAAUUACAGAUGCAUCAUGCUGCGAGUGUGGUAUCCCUGCUCAACCUGAAAUUCUUGCAAGGAAAGAGAAUGACAUUAACAUAAGUUGUAUAUUUCCUUUGUUGAAGCAAAGGAGGAGGAACUUGCCCCAUGAACAAGGACCUUUCCUUAAUCUUCGCACCUGCAGAAUGUGAAGCAAGCUGCUCUGAAGAUUGAAAAAAUGCCGAAAGAUUUGAACAAAAUGCCAAGAUACCUGGCUGGACAGAGGUUUUUAAAGUGUCUGAGCAGACACACUCUUGCACCUUAAAAAUCACCAGGUGCAUUUAUGUUGCCUUAUUUUUCCUCCCUCAAAAUCAAAAUCCUCUCUGAUGUCACUAAAAUGAGGACUGACUGCAUGAGGGAUCAGAGCAGCAGCUAGUUGCUACGACGUACUUUAAAUCUCUUUGCUACUUUAAAUGGGAAGUAUUACAGUUUGGGAAUGUAUGUUGUUUCUUAUUAGGGAUAAUGUUUACCAGUGAGUGUGUUUUUCAUAUUGAUCUCUUGCAGCCUCAGUAGGCUUUGUAACUACGGUAGCCGAAGACACUGCCUUCUGCUGUGCAGCACGUGGCCAGGCACGUCGGCAGCUCCCCUCCUUUUACCACUCUCGCUCUGCGGUACGUCCCAAUGCUGACCUCCUUUCCCCUCGGCUUUCCAGCCCCGCUCCCUCCCUUCCCUCCAAGGGACCAUGCCACUGCCAGGCGGGACGCUUCUUUCCGCAGUUCAGCGGCCUUACACCCACCAUUGCAGGUGCCCUGAAACUUUGGCUGGCAGCAGCUGCUGGGUUCAAGCUCAGAGACUGCCCUGAGCAAGCGAUGCUCUGGUGGUGUGCUGUCCCACCACCGUCUGGUGUGGUAGCAUCACUCAACGGCUUCUAGCACGGUUCAGACUUCCAACAACAACGCCAGUAUCCUGCUUUCUCUGGGUGCUGUUUAUUGCCCAGGUGAUCACCAGCGUGUACGUCCAUAGACUUAGUCUCUCUAAGGCAAACAAGCUCAACAUGACCCAGCAAUGCGUGCUCACAGCCCAGAAAGCUCCCCUCUGGGGAGACCCCACCUGGAGUACUGCGUCCAACUCUGGGGUCCCCAGGACAAGACAGACAUGGACCUGUUGGAGCAAUUCCAGAGGAGGCCACGAAGAUGAUCCGAGGGCUGGAGCACCUCUGCUGUGGAGACAGGCUGAGAGGGUUGGGGUUGUUCAGCCUGGAGAAGGGGAGACCUUAGAGCCUCCUUCCAGUCCCUGAAGGGGCUCCAGGAAAGCUGCCAAGGGACUGGUGACAAGGGCAGGGAGUGACAGGACAAGGGGGGAUGGCCUGAAGCUGCAGGAGGGGAGAUUUAGAUUAGAUAUUAGGAAGAAAUUCUUCCCUGUGAGGGUGCUGAGGCCCUGGCACAGGUUGCCCAGAGAAGCUGUGGCUGCCCCUGGCUCCCUGGCAGUGUUCAAGGCCAGGCUGGAUGGGGCUUUGGGCAACCUGGGCUAGUGGAGGGUGUCCCUGCCCGUGGCAGGGGGUUGCAACUAGAUGGUCUUUAAGGUCCCUCCUAAACCAAACCGUUAUGUGAUUCUCUGAAAUAAAUGAUUGAAACCAUAGAGCUGUUACAGUAUUUAACCAGCACCAAAUCAAAACAUCAGCCUGUUUGUUCAAAGAGUAUCUUUAUGACUUUAUAACUCUACCUGUAAUGUGCUGGGCACAUUAUCUGUUUGUAUAUUUUCGUUUUCAAUCAUGUGUGUCAUAAAUAAACACGCCUUGUGGACAGCA